Messenger RNA from Apis laboriosa (Himalayan honeybee), 338 nucleotides. RefSeq names its product E3 ubiquitin-protein ligase MARCHF5-like. The coding region runs from base 1 to 330 and encodes 109 amino acids. NCBI's taxonomy places the organism in Eukaryota, Metazoa, Arthropoda, Insecta, Hymenoptera, Apidae. The transcript is spliced from 3 exons. The record is from RefSeq and is a predicted model, not a curated record.
AUGUCUUAUUCCAGCGACGAUAGAGCACGAUCCGAAGAUGUACCACCUAUGAGCGAUCCAAUAUCAGCAACUCGUAUUCUUCGUGGUGCACUUCUAUUACCUAGUAUCGCUAGCAUAUGUGGAAAAAUAUUUUUUGAAAGUAUACAUUCUAACUUUCAGAGAACAUUAUUCGGAGAUAUAACAUUUAUAGUAAUAAAAGGUGCAUUCAAGAUUUAUCAUAAACAACAACAAUACGUAAGACAAUGUCAACGUCGUAUAAUGGAUUAUACAGAAAAUAAUGUUGCAUUAUAUAGAAGACAACAAAAUUCUGAAACCAAUCAGACAAGUUAAAUUAAAAC